AUGCAGGUACCAUAUGUAGAAAUUCAAAACAUUGAUUUUGCAUCUGCAAAAAGGAAGAAGAGGGAGUUGGACAAUAAUUUAACUUCACCGUCAGCACUACGGCGUUUAACUUCGCAGCCACAAGAACAGGCUGUCACCCCUACUGAGGAGGAGAAACUUGGUUUUUUUAAAGCUAUAAGUGAGACUGGUAGCAGAUCAUCAGUGUUGUCGAUAAUACCAACAUUUUGUGAUGAUUUUGUACCAAAACAACAAUUGCCGAUGGAUUUGACAACUCUCUUUGAUGUUGAAGCCCUGGAACUCCAAUUUCAUGAACUUUUGACCAGGUGUGCUGAAAUGGAAGAAGACAUCAUAGUGACAGAUGAGAUGGCACAUAACGUUGAAAAAAUGACAAGAGAUCAGUCUUCUUCAAAAGAAUGGUUUACAUACAGAUCGGGUCGCAUAACAGCGUCAAGAAUGAAAUCUGCCUGUCAUACUGAUCCUGCCAAACCUUCUUUAAGUCUCAUCAAUUCGAUCUGUUACCCCAACAAGUUUAGAUUUACAAAUGAAGCUACCAA
Anneissia japonica is the source of this 554-nucleotide messenger RNA. RefSeq lists its product as uncharacterized. The record is from RefSeq and is a predicted model, not a curated record. The annotation marks the transcript as partial. The transcript is spliced from 2 exons. NCBI's taxonomy places the organism in Eukaryota, Metazoa, Echinodermata, Crinoidea, Comatulida, Comatulidae.